GAUUUCGAGGAGCGGUAUGAGCAGGGCCUACGUGGCGGCAUCGCAGCCACGGAUGGUACUUCUUCCACGUCCGACGUGGGAGCAUCGACGACGGUGGACAGCACAGUUUCGACAGCCCGAAACCCUCAAGGCUCCAGGCAGCAAGCAGCGUCGCAGGGGCCGCAGACUCAUCUGCAGUCCCACUUACCUGCCUCACGAGAAGCCUCUGUGCGCAAGGCUCUGCCCAUGUAUCCAACAGUGGAGCUGAGGGAGCUGGCGGAGGCGGUGGGGCGGGACAUCAUGCGUGGCAAUCCCGAGGUGACGUGGAGCAGUGUCAAGGGGCUGGGCGGCGCCAAACAGCUGCUCAAGGAGGCCGUCGUCAUGCCCAUCAAGUACCCGCAGUACUUCACGGGUCUGCUCGCCCCAUGGAAGGGCAUUCUGCUCUUUGGCCCUCCUGGAACAGGCAAGACAAUGCUGGCCAAGGCGGUGGCAACGGAGUGUCGCACCACCUUCUUCAACGUCUCUGCCUCCACGCUUGUCAGCAAGUGGCGAGGUGAUUCCGAGAAGCUCGUGCGGAUGCUGUUUGACGUGGCACGCGCCCUGGCCCCCUCCACCAUCUUCCUGGACGAGGUGGACGCUCUCAUCAGCCACCGGGGAGGUGGGACAGGCGAGCACGAGGCCAGCAGGCGGCUCAAGACAGAGCUGCUUGUGCAGAUGGACGGGUUGAGCAGCUCGUCCGACCUGGUGUUUGUGCUGGCCGCCACCAACCUGCCGUGGGAGCUCGACACUGCCAUGCUGCGCCGCCUCGAGAAGCGCAUCCUAGUACCUCUACCAGACUCUGACGCCCGCAGAGCCAUUCUCUCCUCGCUGCUGCCACGGCCGCACAAGGCUGCACGGACGGGCACUGGCCUGCACAUACAGGCGCCCACCACGCACAUACAGGCGCCCACCACGCACAUACAGGCGCCCACCACGCACAUACAGGCACCCACCACGCACAUACAGGCGCCCACCACGCACAUACAGGCGCCCACCACGCACACAGAUGCUCACAGCGUGGGGAACGAUGGCGGUGCAGAUGUGUGUAAGGAUGGUUCCGCGGAAAACGAGGGUGGAGGAGCAACUGCCGGUCGUGAAUGUGUGGGGGUGAAGUGGAGAGGGGCUAAUGGGGUGGUGGCGGUGCAAGCUAAUGGCUGCUCUGAUAUGCCUCAGAAUGCGAUGGGGGCACGGGGGAUUGAUUGCAGCUGGUGCGUGGUUGCUCAGUGCAAGGAAAUUGAGGAGCAUGGGAUAGGGGACGGCGAUGGGGGGUGUGGCGGAGAGAGGAGGAGAGAGGAUCAGGGCGUGAGGGAGGAUGAGAACCAGAGGGAGGAAGCGGGGAGCAAGGAGGAAGGAGAGGGGGCAAGGGAAAAGGCGAGAAAGGAGGAAGGGAGGAGACGGGAGAAGCAAUGGGAGGAGGAGGUCGACUUAGAGGGUGUGGUGGCGGCAACGGAAGGGUAUUCAGGUGCUGACAUGCGGCUGCUGUGCAAGGAGGCAAGCGAGGAGGCAAGCGAGGAGGAGUGGGAGAAUGAGAUUGGAUUGGAAGGUGUGGUGGCGGCAACGGAGGGGUAUUCAGGUGCUGACAUGCGGCUGCUGUGCAAGGAAGCUGCCAUGCGGCCCCUGCGCCGCCUCAUGGUCCUUAUUGAUGGGGCGGAGAGGGUAGUAAAAGGGGAGAGUGGAGAGAGGGGGGAGAGGGGGGAGGAGGGGAAGAUGGGGACUCGAGAGGAAGGGGAGAUGGUGGAUAGAGGGGCGACUGGGGAGCGGGGGGAGAGAGGGGAGAAAUGGGAGAAGGAGGGUAGGGAGGAAGUGACGGAGGAGGUGGUGAAGGGGGCAGAGGGUAAGGGUAAGCAAGCGGAGAGGGCUGAGCCGGAGCAUGUGCUUGUGCCUGUGCUUGGGCCGAUCACGCGGGACGACAUGCAGAUGGCGCUGCAUGUGACCAAGGCGCUGGGCAGGGUGCAUGCUGACAGACUGGUUCCGCACCGCAUUUCUCGCCGCAUCUGCCGUCCAAUACGCAUGGCUUCGCCUACUUGUCCCUCCCCUGCUUGCCACAUUCCCCGCGCCACCAACCUCUCUCUCUCAUCGUGCUCAUCCUUCCGCGCGUCCACAUUGGUGCCUGUUCCGCAAUCCGCGGCACCGCGAAUCCAACGACCGUCGCUGGCCGUUCGAUGCGCAUCUGACGGUGAGGAUGGGGACGGAGGGGGCGGGAGCAAGUCGCGGCUGGGAAGCAUCAUCCGCCGGAAACACGCUACGGUGCAGGUGGGCGCGACUGCAGCAGAUGGGGCAGGACGAGGUGAAUCGGCGUCUGGAGGGUGCAGUGCGUCUGCACCCGCCCGCACAUCCGUACCCCGUUCCUUCCACCUUCCUCCGGCCGACCCCUCCCCUUUCCCACAGGCGCGGCUGCAGCAGAUGGGGCAGGACGAGGUGAAUCGCCGCCUGGAGGGCGCAGUGCGUCUGCACCCGCCCGCACAUCCGUACCCCGUUCCUUCCACCUUCCCCCCUUCCUCCGGCCGACCCCUCCCCUUUCCCACAGGCGCGGCUGCAGCAGAUGGGGCAGGACGAGGUGAAUCGCCGCCUGGAGGGCGCAGUGCGUCUGCACCCGCCCGCACAUCCGCGCGGCUGCAGCAGAUGGGGCAGGACGAGGUGAACCGCCGUCUGGAGGGCGCAGUGCGUCUGCACCCGCCCGCGCAGCUCACAGACCUGCUGCUGCGCGGGGCCCCGGGCGCGGAGGGCGGGGGCGGCCUGGAGGGGCCAGCGGGGGCGGAGUGGGGGCGCACGACGCUGGUGGUGGAGGUGGCGCGCGCGCGCCCGUCCGAGUCCCCUGAGAGCCUUGCCAGGCGCUGCCAACAAUACGUUGCUCUUGGAGCGGACACGGUGAUGGUGUGCUGUGAUGAGGAGAUUUCCCCUGAUGGCCUUGCUGACGUCAGAGCUGUAUCCAGAGCCCUCCCUGGAGUGCCAGUCAUUGUAAAGGACUGGAUGCUACAUCCCAUUCAGGUGGCAGAAGCAGCGGAGGCAGGGGCAGCAGCUUUUCAUAUAGUGCACGGGGUUCUCAAUAAAGCCACGGCUCCAAUGCUCGCCUUUGCCUUUGGACUGGGAGUUGACGUGGCAGUAGAGGUGGUGAAUCUGGAGGAGCUGAAGCGACUGGAGCCGCUCGCCAUUCCCCUCUAUGGCCUCAACCUCUCUGUUGGGCUCGCUGUGUCAGCACCCGGGUUCAGGCAGAGCGUAGCCAGGUCGUUGCUCUCCUCCAUGCCCUUUGGUGCUGCUGCUCUCGUUGGCGCCUCAUCUGUGGAGGAUGUGCGGAUGAUGAAGGCAGCAGGUGCGACAGCAAUUGUGCUCAAAAGGGAGGUGUUUAAAGGGAUGGAGGGCGGUGGCACGGGGUUGGGAGAGAAGGAGGAGGAGAAGGCCUUGCAAGAACUGUUUGAGACGCUCAACUACAUCUUGACUGGCGAUGACUAA
Molecule: messenger RNA, 3468 nt
Organism: Closterium sp. Naga37s-1
Lineage: Eukaryota; Viridiplantae; Streptophyta; Zygnematophyceae; Desmidiales; Closteriaceae
Source: the annotation of a GenBank genome assembly